This is a messenger RNA of Pyricularia grisea, 826 nucleotides long. RefSeq lists its product as uncharacterized. NCBI's taxonomy places the organism in Eukaryota, Fungi, Ascomycota, Sordariomycetes, Magnaporthales, Pyriculariaceae. The record is from RefSeq and is a predicted model, not a curated record. Bases 14 to 826 code for a protein of 270 amino acids. The transcript has 4 exons.
GAAAAGCCAAGACAUGACCAUGACACGCGCCAUUGAUAGAUUUCCCGACUCGGGCCGCCGCCGAGAGAAGAAAGUGCUGGUGACAGCUACCAGCCGGACCGGGACUUUCUCCCUCUACCAGGCCCUGAACAUGCUGGGUUACCGCACCUACCAUGCCUACGAGAUGUGCAAGUCUGGCGGCCCACAUGUCGACUGCUACACUGAGGCCCUGAAGGCUAAGUAUCUGGGCAUCGGAAAGCCCUAUGGCAAGGCCGAAUUCGACAAAUGGUUCGGAGAUUAUGAUGCCAUCGUUGAGAUCGCCGCCUUCUUCGUCGAAGAGCUGACCGAGUUCUAUCCCGAGGCGAUUAUUAUGCACGUCGAGCGUGACACCGACAAGUGGUACACGUCCGUCGUGAACACCGUCGGCCAGAUGAUAAAUGACUGUGCCGCCUUUCCGCUGCACCAGAUCCGCCUCGUGGACCCUUUUAUCAACUCCUUCUGUGAGCACCACAUGAUUUUCGCCAAGGUGAUCCACUGGAACGAAGGGCCUGAGGCGUGUAAGGAAUACUACAACGAGACAAACCGGAGGGUCCGACAGGUGGUUCCUCGAGAGAAGCUUGCCGUGUUUCGGCUGGAGGAUGGUUUCGGCUGGGAACAAAUCUGCCCGCGCCUCGGCAAGCCGAUCCCCGCCAGGCCCUACCCCAUAGGCAACGCGCCGGUGCAGUUCAAAGAGCUUGCGACGACGGAGUUGAACCCAAAGAUCACCGCGGGCCUCAUCAAGUUGGCCACUAUAGUGCUUGUGCCGACGGUGGCAACAGGAACUUUGCUGUAUACGUGCGCGUGGUGA